Endocarpon pusillum Z07020 is the source of this 780-nucleotide messenger RNA. RefSeq lists its product as uncharacterized. The record is from RefSeq and is a predicted model, not a curated record. Lineage: Eukaryota; Fungi; Ascomycota; Eurotiomycetes; Verrucariales; Verrucariaceae. The transcript is spliced from 2 exons. The coding region runs from base 1 to 780 and encodes 259 amino acids.
AUGCCACCACCCCAACGCCGCAAUCGCCGCCCACAUCGGCACCGCCUCGAGCACAUACAGCAUCCACUCAUUCCGAAACGGGUAUCCGUCAAUCCCCAGCGCGAACUCCACCACGCGGUACACGCUCCUGAUCUCGAUGGCCACGCUCGCCACCGCGACGCCCAGCAGCAGCUGUUUGAUCUCCGGCUCGAAGGCGCUGCUGCCCACACUUACACUUGCACUUCCAUUUCCAUUUCCACGUCCCAUGGCGGCGAGAGCCCGCACGCGACAGACGAACAGCCAGAGCAGGGCGACGAAGGCGGUGAAGGUGGCGAGCUGCAAGGCGAGGCCGAGCAGGAGGAUGUUGGUGCCGGUGCGAGGCUGGAGCCGCCGGCCUGGGUGAGGAAGGAGAGGAUGUCCGAGGUGAUGAAGAGGCGGCCGAGCCAGAGGGGGGGGAUCUUGAAGAAGGUCUGGGGCCGAGACGGGUGCGGGCUCGCGCUCGGCGUGGAAUCGUUCGCGUUGGGCGUCGUGGUGGUGGCGGUGCUGGAGGAGGAGGUACAGCGUCGCGCACACGAAGAUGGGCGCGAUGACGAUCUGGCUGCUGCUGGAGGCGUAGAGGCCGAUGUCGCGGUUCUGCUGGAUGGAGGAGAUGCGCAGCGCGUACCCGGUGGUGGAGAGCCCGGCGGCGAGGGCGGUGGGGAUGGUGUAGUUGUGUCUGCAUCCGCAGGCUCGGCUGGUGCUUGGGUUGGGUCUGUGGCGGCGAGGGUAGAUAAUGUGCAUGUAGGUGUGGUGGAUGGCUAA